GGUUGUCAAGUGUUUCUGAAUGUUUAUUGCGACAACUGAGAAGAAAGUGAUGAUGAUAGGAUACGUUAUUUUCAUAGCUGCGUCAAUAUACGUCAAAGAAACGAAUGGUCAUGACCUUGGAGUAGAUUGUGUUGUUGCUAUUCCAGAAACAAGUUUUAUCCUCGACAGAUUAAGUUGUCCAAAGAAUAAUGCAACGCAUGACAGAUUACAAGAAGUUCGUGCAUUGUUUGAUUCCCAUAACAUUGACGCCUACAUCAUUACCAUAGAGGAUGUUCAUAUGCAAUUUACAACAUCGUUACAUGAUAAACGAUUACAGGCUGUAUCGGGAUUUUCUGGUGUUAUUGGUCUUGGAGUUGUUACGAGAUCCACGGCAGCUCUGUGGACUGAUGGGAGGACUUUUAUACAAGCAACCGAAGAAGUGGACUGUGGUUGGGAGAUCUACAGGAAAGGUGGUCCGAACACUACCUCGGUUACUGAUUGGAUAAAAGAAAAUGUAGUAGAUCAUGCAACAGUUGGUGCCAGUCCUAGUUAUAUGUAUUCAGUAUGGUGGAAGAACUUUGAUUUUGUGCUGAGCAAAUAUGAUCUGACACUUAAAGCCAUUGAACCAGAUUUAGUAGAUGAAAUUUGGAUAUCAGACAGACCCCCACAACCAAGUACUGAUAUUAAUGUUCUAGACAUUAAAUAUGCAGGAAGAAAAUGGGAAGACAAACUGAGAGACAUUAGAGAAGACAUGACUAAACUAGGAGUUGACGUUCUAGUGACAACCGGGAUGGAUGAGAUAGCAUGGCUUUACAAUAUCCGAGCAAGAGACAUAGAGUAUGAACCUUACCCUUAUGCUUUUUCCAUUGUGCAGCAUCAGACUACCAGUUUAUAUAUAAUGGACAGUAAAUCAAAGCUGUCCCGUCCUAGUUCAGAUCCAGAAAGCUUAGUUACUUUGAAAGAACAUCUGAAGACGAAUAAUGAUGGGCAAUGUUCCAGAUCCUGUGUGCAAACCAAGGAAUAUAACCAUUCCAGUUUCACUGAGGACAUUGUCAAAAUAGCUGGACGGAAAGACAUAAAGAAAAUCAUGGUGUCGUUUUCCUGCAAUUACAAAAUAUAUGCUUCGAUUCCUGAGGAAAAAGUAUACCAGGGAAUUCCACCAACGCUUGCCCACAAAGCAAGGAAGAAUGACGUAGAACGGAUGGGCAUGAGACACGCUGUUCUAGUGGAUUCCGUGAAACUGAUUUCAUUGUUUGCUCGAAUUGAAAAAGAGGUUUCUCAAGGAAUUCCAUGGACAGUGUACAAAGCAACUAUAGAGGCUAUACGUGCAAGAAGAGAGCUGGAUCUGUACAGGGACGAGAGCUUUUUAGCCUUGGCAGGCAGUGGUAUAUCAACUGUACCCCUACUAGCGUAUCCUGUAGAAAAUGCCUCUAGACAACUUGCUACGACUGAAUCAUUCCUAAUGGACUCUGGAGGACAGUAUUUGGAUGGAACAAGUGACAUGACCAGAACAUUCCAUUAUGGUAUUCCAUCUGAUCAUGAACAGGAAAUCUAUACAAGAGUACUGAUGGCCCAUCUCAACCUAGCUAUGCACAAGUUUCCUGUGGGUCGAACCGGAAAAGAAAUAGACUCGGCCAUUAGACAACCACUUUGGGAAAUCGGAGUUGACUAUCCCCAUGAAACAGGCCAUGGAAUUGCUCAUUAUGGCGUAGUUGUGGAAGGCCCAGCUCGUAUUUCUAGUUCUAAAGCUAGUUACACAAGUGACAUACCGUUGGAAACCAAUUACUUUGGAUAUGAUCAGACUCAGCUUCUUCAUAUACCGGAUCCGGCUGAUUAUCCAGUUGAGGAGGAUAUGUGCUUCUCUAAUGAACCUGGAUAUUAUGAAGUGGGAAAAUUUGGUAUGAGAAUAGAAAAUGUAGUAGUUGUGAAGAAAAUGAACAGAAAUAAUAACUUCUCUAAGUGCAACUUUCUGGAAUUUGACACAAUAACUUUCGUUCCAUAUGAACCUCAUUUGAUCAAGCGCAGCUUACUAAGUAAAGAACAGAUCAAAUGGAUAAACAAUUAUCAUAGAGAGGUUUUGGAGAAGGUGUCACCAUAUCUGAAAGAAGAAAACGACACAGUGGCUUUGGAAUGGUUAAAUAAACGAGUACGGCCUUUAUUUAUUACACAAAAAAUACCAGAAAUAGAUAAUACCAACAAUGGAUGUAUUUUGGUGACAUGGCUAAUAUUUUAUUUUAUAUUAUUUUUUAUUUCGAUCCUUUUAAAAUAAAAGCUAUCAACUACUAUUUUGUCAAAACUUUUACUGUUACAUUAAAAAUAUGUGCUUCAAUUAUAA
Messenger RNA from Mytilus californianus (California mussel), 2314 nucleotides. Its product is annotated as xaa-Pro aminopeptidase ApepP-like. The transcript is spliced from 22 exons. NCBI's taxonomy places the organism in Eukaryota, Metazoa, Mollusca, Bivalvia, Mytilida, Mytilidae. The coding region runs from base 20 to 2248 and encodes 742 amino acids. The record is from RefSeq and is a predicted model, not a curated record.